AUGAUGCAAGACGAACCCGGAAAAAAAUUUGUUAAGCAAUUCCGCCUUAAUAAGAUAGCUUUCCAAUAUGUUCUCAACAUAUUAAAGGAGGAAAUCCCUCCUGCUAUUAAAACAUGGUCGAUAUCGCCAGAGCUCAAACUAGAAGCCUGUCUAAGAUUUUAUGCUGAAGGGGGUUAUCAAAAUGGUACUGGGCAAGAUUUUAAUAUUGGCAUGGUGCAGUCCACAGUGUCCAUAGUACUGUCAGAAGUUUUAAAUAUUUUAGAGGCAACACUAUGUCCCAGAUGGAUAAGCUUGGCAAUGACCGAGACUGAAGAGCUUGAAUCCAAAAGAUAUUUUUUUGGAAAAACAAGAAUUCCCGGCAUAGUUAUGUGCGUAGAUGGCACCCACAUAAAAAUUUUGAAACCUGCUGGAGACAAUUCGCACCUUUAUUAUAAUAGGAAAGGAUAUUACAGUAUUAAUGCAAUGAUAAUAUGUGACCAUAAGCAGCGAAUGAGGUAUGUGAACAGUAGGUACGCAGGUGCAAGUCACGAUUCUUUUAUUUGGGAAAAUAGUGAGGCUUCAAGACAUUUCCAAACCAUGUUUCUGGAAGAAUUGCUCUCAGCUCGCCAACUUCAUUAUUCUCCGGAAAAAGUGGCUCAAAUUGUUAAUGCUGCGGCGGCACUUCACAACAUUCGGAUCCAUUAUAAUAAAUAUUUCAGACGAAUAUUUAGAAGGGGUUUUUGA
This is a messenger RNA of Anastrepha obliqua, 723 nucleotides long. RefSeq names its product putative nuclease HARBI1. Bases 1 to 723 code for a protein of 240 amino acids. The record is from RefSeq and is a predicted model, not a curated record. NCBI's taxonomy places the organism in Eukaryota, Metazoa, Arthropoda, Insecta, Diptera, Tephritidae. The transcript is spliced from 4 exons.